AUGGCUAUUCCGGUCACACCUCCCUCGAUCUUGGACGUCAGACUUGAAUUCCUGAACUUCUCCACUCAUACGGGCUCCGCUAGCAGAAUUCUGAUCAUGCCAGGCAAUACUAGCAUGUAUGCGUCAAAUUCGGCAUCUCAGUGGGGUUCUCCCACUGCCCCAGGAAAGCUCUGCUCAUUCAUGGGCUUCACAGGCUUUUUUGUCGUGGCUCCAAAUCUCCUUGGGCAUGCAUGGAGACGGGGCACCGACUACCGCGUGUCCACCCUUGUAGAGGACCUCCAACCAUACUUCAUCAAUGACACGACCUACGAUGUGGUUGCAGGUCAUUCUCUUGGAGGCAUAGUGGCUCUUUCGCUCUUGCAAUUCUUGCCUAAAACGAAACAAGCCACUGUCAUACUCCUCGAUCCCCCCCUCGAGAUCGAGGGGACGACCGAAAUGUAUAAAAGUUGGUUUCUGAAUGAAGUUGCAAAUGUCAAAACCACCGAGGAGCUGGUUGAUGAUCUUGGUUGGUCACAACGUGACUACGUGUUACACGCACUAGGAGUUUCAAUGUGCAACAGCACCACUAUCGAGGGAAUCUUCUCGGUAAUAUUGCAAUUAUGGACAUGGCGAAUGUUGCUGACACUUCUGCCGUUGUUGUGA
This is a messenger RNA of Suillus subalutaceus, 642 nucleotides long. RefSeq lists its product as uncharacterized. Bases 1 to 642 code for a protein of 213 amino acids. The transcript has 3 exons. NCBI's taxonomy places the organism in Eukaryota, Fungi, Basidiomycota, Agaricomycetes, Boletales, Suillaceae. The record is from RefSeq and is a predicted model, not a curated record.